Molecule: messenger RNA, 3944 nt
Organism: Salvia hispanica
Lineage: Eukaryota; Viridiplantae; Streptophyta; Magnoliopsida; Lamiales; Lamiaceae
Source: RefSeq, a predicted model, not a curated record
GCUUGACUUCAAUUGGACUUCCACAAUCCGAAUCCUCGAAAGAUUGAACGGUUGAAAUCACUCGGCAAAAAUGUACAUGGAUGAUGAGUACGAGCAUGGAGACAACGGCAAGGAGCAUGGCUACAACAAUGGCGAGGUCUACGACGACGGCGAGGAGGAUAUCACGCAGGAGGAUGCCUGGGCGGUGAUCAGCGCUUACUUUGAGGACAAAGGUCUGGUGCGGCAGCAGCUCGACUCAUUCGAUGAGUUCAUCAAUAACACGAUGCAGGAGAUUGUCGACGAGUCGGCCGAUAUCGAGAUCCGUCCUGAGUCGCAGCACAAUCCUGGACACCAGCCGGACUUUGCUGAGACUAUAUACAAGAUCAGUUUUGGUCAGAUUUACCUCAGUAAACCGAUGAUGACGGAAUCUGAUGGAGAAACAGCUACCUUGUUUCCCAAGGCUGCAAGGCUUAGGAAUUUGACGUAUUCAGCCCCAUUGUAUGUUGAUGUGACCAAGAAAGUCAUAAAGAAAGGUCAUGAUGGGGAGGAAGUUACUGAGACUCAGGAUUUCACAAAAGUCUUUAUUGGGAAGGUUCCUAUAAUGCUGAGGUCAAGUUAUUGCACAUUAUAUCAGAAUUCUGAGAAAGAUUUGACAGAACUUGGGGAGUGCCCAUAUGACCAAGGUGGUUAUUUCAUCAUCAACGGCAGUGAAAAGGUGUUGAUUGCUCAGGAGAAGAUGAGCACUAAUCACGUCUAUGUAUUUAAAAAGAGGCAACCAAACAAGUAUGCCUAUGUGGCUGAAGUUAGGUCCAUGGCGGAGACACAAAACAGGCCACCCAGUACCAUGUUUGUCCGCAUGCUUUCUCGAACUAGUGCCAAAGGGGGCUCAUCUGGCCAGUAUAUACGUGCUACCCUCCCAUACAUACGCACUGAGAUCCCUAUCAUUAUUGUGUUUCGAGCACUAGGAUUUGUUGCCGACAAAGAUAUAUUAGAGCAUAUCUGCUACAAUUUUCAAGAUACUCAAAUGAUGGAACUGCUUCGGCCUUCCUUAGAAGAAGCAUUUGUUAUCCAGAACCAACAGGUUGCUCUUGACUACAUUGGGAAAAGAGGGGCCACUGUUGGUGUCACCAAAGAGAAAAGAAUCAAGUAUGCCAAAGAGAUUCUUCAGAAAGAAAUGCUUCCUCAUGUUGGUGUUGGGGAGUAUUGUGAGACAAAAAAGGCUUAUUACUUUGGGUAUAUCAUCCAUCGGCUUCUUUUAUGUGCAUUAGGCCGAAGAGCAGAGGAUGAUAGAGACCACUAUGGCAAUAAAAGACUAGAUCUUGCUGGUCCUUUGUUGGGAGGCCUCUUCCGAAUGCUAUUCAGAAAGUUAACCAGGGAUGUUAGGUCCUACGUGCAGAAGUGUGUAGACAAUGGCAAGGAUGUGAAUUUACAAUUUGCAAUAAAGGCCAAAACCAUCACUAGUGGCUUGAAAUACUCACUUGCUACUGGUAACUGGGGCCAAGCAAAUGCAGCUGGUACAAGAGCUGGGGUAUCUCAGGUGUUAAAUCGCUUGACUUAUGCCUCUACCUUGUCCCAUUUGCGAAGGCUUAACUCUCCUAUAGGCCGUGAAGGGAAACUGGCCAAACCAAGGCAGUUGCAUAACUCCCAGUGGGGAAUGAUGUGUCCUGCAGAAACACCUGAAGGACAGGCAUGUGGGUUGGUGAAGAACCUUGCAUUGAUGGUUUAUAUUACAGUUGGCUCAGCAGCAUAUCCAAUUUUGGAAUUUUUAGAGGAAUGGGGAACUGAGAAUUUUGAGGAAAUAUCUCCUGCCGUCAUUCCUCAAGCCACUAAGAUCUUUGUAAAUGGCUGUUGGGUUGGUAUUCAUCGCAACCCUGAUAUGUUGGUGUCUACACUAAGACGCUUGAGGAGGCGUGUCGAUGUCAACACGGAAGUUGGAGUGGUCCGAGAUAUUCGUUUGAAAGAACUCAGGAUAUACACUGAUUAUGGUCGCUGCAGUCGUCCCUUAUUUAUUGUGGAAAAGCAAAGACUUCUUAUAAAAAAGAGGGAUAUCCUGGCCUUGCAACAGAGAUCCCAGGAAUCUCCUGAUGAUGGUGGUUGGCAUGACCUAGUCUCAAAGGGCUUCAUAGAAUACAUAGAUACAGAAGAAGAGGAAACAACUAUGAUUUCUAUGACAAUACACGAUCUGGUUCAAGCAAGGGAAAGACCGCAGGAGGCUUAUUCAGAUACUUAUACGCACUGUGAAAUUCAUCCUUCCUUGAUAUUAGGCGUUUGUGCUUCAAUUAUUCCCUUCCCGGAUCACAACCAGUCUCCACGUAACACAUAUCAGUCAGCUAUGGGUAAACAAGCUAUGGGCAUUUACGUCACAAACUACCAAUUUCGAAUGGACACCUUGGCUUAUGUGCUGUACUAUCCUCAAAAACCACUCGUUACAACUCGGGCUAUGGAGCACUUGCAUUUUAGGCAGCUACCUGCUGGCAUUAAUGCCAUAGUUGCCAUUGCAUGCUACUCCGGGUACAAUCAAGAAGAUUCAGUUAUCAUGAAUCAGUCAUCAGUUGACCGUGGUUUCUUCCGGUCUCUAUUUUUCCGUUCAUAUAGAGAUGAAGAAAAGAAGAUGGGGACAUUAGUCAAAGAGGACUUUGGACGUCCUGAUAGAACUAACACCAUGGGCAUGCGCCACGGCUCCUAUGAUAAGUUGGAUGACGAUGGGCUUGCACCCCCGGGAACCAGAGUUUCUGGCGAGGAUGUGAUUAUUGGAAAAACGUCUCCAAUAGCUCCUGACGAUGCCCAAGGGCAAGCUGCUCGUUACACGAAACGUGAUCACAGUACAAGCUUACGGCACAGUGAAACCGGAAUGGUGGAUCAAGUCCUGUUGACCACAAAUGCUGAUGGGUUGAGAUUUGUCAAAGUGAGGGUGAGAUCAGUUAGAAUUCCUCAAAUUGGAGACAAAUUCAGUAGUAGACAUGGACAGAAGGGAACAGUGGGCAUGACUUAUACGCAGGAGGACAUGCCAUGGACGUUGGAAGGCAUCACGCCCGACAUAAUCGUCAACCCUCAUGCUAUUCCAUCCCGUAUGACCAUUGGUCAGCUUAUUGAGUGUAUCAUGGGGAAGGUCGCUGCACAUAUGGGGAAGGAGGGAGAUGCCACUCCUUUCACUGAUGUAACCGUGGACAAUAUCAGCAAAGCCCUUCACAAGUGUGGGUAUCAGAUGCGUGGUUAUGAGACCAUGUACAAUGGGCACACUGGCAGGCGUCUUUCGUCUAUGAUAUUCCUGGGUCCCACUUACUACCAGAGGCUGAAGCAUAUGGUUGAUGACAAGAUUCACUCUCGGGGUAGAGGCCCUGUUCAGAUUCUGACGAGGCAGCCUGCUGAGGGAAGGUCGCGUGAUGGUGGUCUGCGUUUUGGUGAAAUGGAACGAGACUGCAUGAUUGCACAUGGAGCAGCUCAUUUUCUCAAGGAAAGGUUGUUUGAUCAAAGUGACGCAUACAGGAUACAUGUAUGCGAGCGAUGUGGAUUAAUAGCCAUCGCUAACCUGAAGAAGAAUUCAUUCGAAUGCAGAGGGUGCAAAAACAAAACUGACAUCGUACAGGUUCAUAUUCCAUAUGCUUGCAAGCUGCUAUUCCAAGAACUAAUGUCUAUGGCUAUAGCUCCUAGAAUGCUAACCAAGGACAUUAAGCAAAACAAAGAUCUAAAGAAGAAGGGCGGUUAAUUUGGUCGGACUUGGACACACCAAUUCAUCAGACUAUGGAACAUUCAAGGUAAUUGCUGCGCAACUGAGUGAGAAUCAAGGCGUUUGUUGAAUCCCCAAUUGUCAUGGUAAGUUAAUUAUAGAAGAUGAGUGUUGUCUUUGAAUGCACAAAUUAGAGGGCGUUAUACAUUUGUGAGGUGAGGCUGUAACAAUCUAUGUAUUUUCUACCUGAACAAACUGUUUUCAGUCGGCACUUAAUUGGAAAACUUUUUAAUGGCAA